Molecule: messenger RNA, 3566 nt
Organism: Vicugna pacos (alpaca)
Lineage: Eukaryota; Metazoa; Chordata; Mammalia; Artiodactyla; Camelidae
Source: RefSeq, a predicted model, not a curated record
GGCGGAGCUGACCUGGAAACCUCUCCUUGGCCACUGUCCUUUCUAAGGAGCUCACUUUCCCGAGCCCACCCACACAGAACUGGCAGGGGAGCCUCUUAGGAGUGGAGGCAUGGCCAUCUUCAGGCAGCUGUCCCUGGGCACCAAGGCCGCCCUGGCUGCUGGCACUAUCUUCGUGUCCAUGAUCAUCUCCCGUUCCUACCUGGCCCAGAGCCUUGAGCUCAGGGCCUGGCGGUGGCUGUUCCGCCUGCAGCUUGCCCUCUUUGCCAACUCUCUCAUGCUCCUCGGCUCCCUCUACAUCUGGCGGAGCACGGUCGGCAACCUCAGCCACUCCCCAGCUGCGGAGUCGGCCUGUUUCCAGCUUUGGAAGAUGGCCGUGGUGGCCUUCCUGGCCCUGGCCCAUUCCAGCUUCUUCACCAUGCUCUUUUUGGUGGCAGAGGAGCCCUAUCUCUUUUCCCUGGCUGCUUACUCCUGCCUCGGUGCAUACAUCAUCAUGGUCUUCUUCCUCUGUACCCUCAGCGGCAUGGAGCAGGCCUACCAGCUCUUGGCCUGGCGCGCCGGCAGGGCCGUGGGCAGCCUUGACAAGACCAGGAAGCUGGCGCUCAGGCCGGCGCUGGCAGUGGUGGUGACCGCCGUGCUCAGCGUGAUCGGGCUGCUGAACGCUGCCCAGCCCCCGGCUGUGAAAACUGUGGAGGUGCCAACCCAUCAGUUACCCGCCUCUAUGGACAACCUCAAGAUCGUGCUGCUCUCAGACAUCCACUUGGGCCCCACCGUGGGCAGGACCAAGAUGGAAAUGUUCGUGAGGAUGGUGAACAGGCUGGGGCCGGAUGUCACGGUGAUUGUGGGCGACCUCUGCGAUUCUGAAGCCUCCAUCCUCCGCACAGCUGUGGCUCCCCUGGGCCAGCUGCGUUCACGCCUCGGCACCUACUUCGUCACAGGGAAUCACGAGUACUACACGUCGGAUGUCAGCAACUGGUUUGCACUGCUAGAGUCACUGAACGUCAGGCCCCUGCACAAUGAGAAUGUGAAGAUUUCUGCCACCCGGGCCAAGCCUGGCGGGGUUGAGGGUGACGAUUGGAUCUGCUUGGCGGGGGUGGACGACAUCGAAGCAGACAUCCUGCACUAUUCUGGCCACGGCAUGGAUCUCGAGAAGGCCCUAGGGGGCUGCAGCCCCGACCACACCACCAUCUUGCUGGCUCACCAGCCCCUGGCUGCCAAGAGAGCCCUCCAGGCUCGGCCGGACAUUAACUUGAUCCUCUCUGGGCAUACGCACGCUGGGCAGAUCUUCCCCUUGAAUGUGGCAGCCUACCUCCUGAACCCUUUCUUUGCUGGUCUCUACCAAGUGGCCCAGACUACGUUUGUAUAUAACGCCUCCCAGAGGACGUUCGAGAUCGACUACAGCCACAACCGCUUCCUUAAGGAUGGCCAGCCAUUCCGCUACAUCUCAGGAAGCAUCCACUACUUCCGCGUGCCCCGCAUGUACUGGAAGGACCGGCUGGUAAAGAUGAAGAUGGCUGGGCUGAACGCCAUCCAGAUGUACGUGGCCUGGAACUUCCACGAGCCCCAGCCAGGACAGUACCUGUUCACCGGGGACCAUGAUGUGGAACAUUUUAUCCAGCUGGCGCACAAGCUGGGGCUGCUGGUUAUCCUGCGGCCUGGACCCUACAUCUGUGCGGAGUGGGACAUGGGAGGAUUACCUGCUUGGCUAUUAGAGAAAAAAUCUAUUGUUCUCCGUUCUUCUGAUCCAGAUUACCUUGCGUCCGUGGACAAGUGGUUGAGAGUCCUUCUGCCCAAGAUGAAACCCCUCCUCUACCAGAAUGGAGGGCCAAUUAUCAGCGUGCAGGUUGAAAAUGAAUACGGCAGCUACUCUGCCUGUGAUUACACUUACCUGCGGUUCCUGCAGAAUCGCUUCCGCUCCUACCUGGGUGAGAAAGUGCUUCUGUUCACCACUGACGGGGCGCACGAGCGGUUCCUAAAGUGCGGGACGCUGCAGGGACUCUACGCCACGGUGGACUUCGGAGCAGGUACCAACAUCACAAAUGCUUUCCUAAUCCAGAGGAAGACUGAGCCCAAGGGACCCUUGGUCAAUUCUGAAUUCUAUACUGGCUGGUUAGACCACUGGGGCCAGCCUCACUCAGUAGUCAGUACCAAAGCGGUGGCUUCUUCCCUCCAAGAUAUGCUUGCCCGAGGGGCGAAUGUGAACUUGUACAUGUUUAUGGGGGGCACCAAUUUUGCCUAUUGGAACGGGGCCAACACACCCUACCAAGCGCAGCCCACCAGCUACGACUAUGAUGCCCCCCUGAGCGAGGCCGGGGACCUCACGGAGAAGUAUUUUGCCCUGCGAGAUGUUAUUAAGAAGUUUGAAAAAGUACCAGAAGGUCCUAUCCCUCCAUCCACACCAAAGUUUGCAUAUGGAAAAGUUACUCUGAAAAAGUUAAAGACAGUGCAGGAAGCUCUGAACAUCCUGUGUCCCUUUGGACCCAUAAAAAGCAUUUAUCCAUUAACAUUCGUCCAGGUGAAACAGUAUUUUGGGUUUGUGCUGUACCGAACCACACUUCCUCAAAACUACAGCAGCCCAACCCCACUCUCUUCACCCUCCAAUGGUGUCCACGAUCGGGCCUACGUCUCGGUGAACGGGGUCCUCCAGGGAGUCCUCGAGCGAAAUACUGUGAGCACCUUGAACAUAACGGGGAAAGCUGGAGACACCCUGGACCUCCUCGUGGAGAACAUGGGGCGUGUGAACUACGGCAAUGCUAUCAACGAUUUUAAGGGUCUUAUUUCGAACCUGACCCUUAAUUCCAGUAUCCUCAUCAACUGGGAGAUCUUCCCGCUGGACACAGAGAACGCAGUUCGUAGCAGCCUGGAGGCCUGGAAUGGCCGUGACGGUGGCUGCCGCGACAAAGCCUGUGCCCACGGCUCGUCUAACCUCACAGCCCCCGCCUUCUACGUGGCUAACUUCUCGAUUCCCAAGGGGAUCCCUGACUUGCCUCGGGACACCUUUAUCCAAUUUCCUGGGUGGACCAAGGGUCAGGUGUGGAUCAAUGGCUUUAACCUUGGCCGCUAUUGGCCAGCGCGGGGCCCCCAGGUGACCUUGUUCGUGCCGCAGCACAUCCUGCUGACCGCGGGCCCAAACACUGUCAUCGUGCUGGAACUGGAGAGGGCGCCCUGCAGGGACAGUGGCCCGGGACAGUGCAUGGUGGAGUUUGUGGACAAGCCGGUUAUUAGCGGAGCCCAGACCACCAACCGUCUCAAUGCAGACCGAAACUAAGCGCCAUGGCCAGAGAGUAACCCUGUGAAAUUCUAGUCUUGCACAUACCUCACGUUCCCCCUUGGAAUGCCAACCUUCACUGGAAAAUAGAUUCGUGUGGGUGUUAUCACCUGAAGUUGCCCUGCAGCCUCCUGGUGCCUGAUGUACCCACCUCGUCUGGCUGUGUGGACGUGGGGUUGGGGGGGCGGGUGGCAGUUAGGCACCUGCAGAUUUGGAAUGGGAGCUUUCAAGGUCUUUCUGAUUUUCAUUUUGUAAGAAUCAUGCUGUCUUUUUAUUAAAUAAAAUUUGUGUUCAAAUGAUA